This is a messenger RNA of Actinia tenebrosa (Australian red waratah sea anemone), 1952 nucleotides long. Its product is annotated as tryptophan--tRNA ligase, cytoplasmic. Gene Ontology annotation, cellular component: cytoplasm. NCBI's taxonomy places the organism in Eukaryota, Metazoa, Cnidaria, Anthozoa, Actiniaria, Actiniidae. Gene Ontology annotation, biological process: tryptophanyl-tRNA aminoacylation. The record is from RefSeq and is a predicted model, not a curated record. Gene Ontology annotation, molecular function: tryptophan-tRNA ligase activity; ATP binding.
AGAUGAAGUUUUGUUCUGGAAAAAUUAAUGCCGUGAAAACAAAAGUAGUGUAUUGGUCUUCCUGUGGAAGAGGGCUACUCAAGGGGCCUAGCACCCACAGUAGAUCACGGGCUCACUAUACCGGCUGAUGCAAGAUUCGAAAGAAAAACUAUUGAAUGCAUACUGUUUACAGUAGGAAACUAGUGAAAUCUUUACUCGAUCGCUUAGUUAUUCGGCUAUCUGCAAGAAGAAACAUGGCAGCCACUAUAGACGACGGGAGUAAUGGGAAUUUAGAGGAGAAUUUCGAGCAAGUUGUGACGAUGGAGACGGUCGUAGCUGCAGAUAACAAGGGGAUAGACUAUAACAAGUUGAUCAGAGACUUUGGAUGUUCUGCACUAAAUGAGUCUCAUCUUGAAAGAAUUGAAAGAAUAACUGGUAAACCACCCCAUCACCUCUUGAAGAGAGGGGUAUUCUUUUCACACAGAGAUCUAGAUGCCAUGCUUGACAUGUAUGAGAAAGGUCAACCAUUUUACCUGUACACUGGUAGAGGACCAUCGUCAGAGUCAAUGCACUUGGGACAUCUUAUCCCUUUUAUAUUCACAAAGUAUCUACAAGAAGCAUUCAAUGUCCCUUUAGUCAUUCAAAUGACUGAUGAUGAGAAAUUCUUCCUGAAGAAGCACCUUACAAGCGAGGAAACACACAGACUAGGCUAUGAAAAUGUUAAAGAUAUAAUUGCUCUGGGAUUUGAUCCCAAAAAUACCUUUAUUUUUUCAGAUAUUGAUUACAUAGGGAACAGUCCAUCAUUCUACCAAAAUAUCAUUAAAAUUCAAAAAUGUAUUACCUUCAACCAAGUCAGAGCUACUUUUGGUUUUGUAGAAACAGAUAGUAUAGGUAAAAUAGCCUUUCCUGCUGUUCAAGCAGCUCCAGCUUUCUGUAGUUCAUUUCCUGAGACUUUUGGAAGCAGAAAAGAUGUACCAUGUCUGAUCCCUUGUGCCAUUGACCAGGAUCCUUAUUUUAGGUUAACAAGAGACGUGGCUCCAAGAAUCGGCUUCCAUAAGCCUUCUCUGAUCUUCUCAACAUUCUUCCCAGCCCUUCAAGGAGCUAAGACCAAGAUGAGUGCUAGUGACCCAAAUUCCUCGAUCUUUCUCACAGAUACGCCAAACCAAAUCAAGAAAAAGAUAAACAAGUAUGCAUUCUCAGGAGGAAAGGUUACUGUUGAAGAGCACAGAGAACUGGGUGGUGAUAUAGAGGUUGAUAUUCCCUACAAAUAUUUGACUUUCUUCGUGGAGGAUGAUGCAAAAAUGGAACAAAUUAAACAGGAUUAUUGUAGUGGUAAGAUGUUGUCAGGAGAGAUCAAGAAGGAACUGAUCCAAAUAUUGCAGCCACUAGUAGCAGCCCAUCAAGAAAGACGCAAGCUUGUAACAGAUGAAGUCCUUGCGGAGUUCAUGAAACCAAGGAAAUUAGAAUUCCCUGGACUGAAGGAGCCGAAGAAGAAAUAAUUUAUGUCUACAAAAUAAUAUUAACUAAUAAAUGGUCUUACACUUCAGUUUUCCAUUUUGUUAUGUAGCUAUAGGCUAGCCUCAUUUUUGUGUUUAAUGUCCAUGCUUAUUAGAUCUAGACUCUAUCUGUUCAGAGGUCUGUAAAUGGUUGAAGUGUCAGCUGUAUUUUUGUUAAAAGAUGUGAAUUCUUUUUCUCUGCAAUGAAUAUAUAUAAAAUUUGUAAACAAUUGUACAUUAAAAUGAAGCUAGCCCUGUGAAACUACCUCUGAAGCCAAAAAAAACCCCAAAAUCUUGAAAUUGCAGUAUUGCAAGAGUUUUGAUACAAAGACAAUUCAAACACUCAAUAUAAACUAUCAAACUGUAUAAAUAUUCUUUAGGAUCAGUUGUCUUCAUGCAAGGCCUUGCUUUUUUUAUGCUGGAAUUAAUAAUUUGAAGAAUGAAUUUUGAUUUAUUAAAUGUGGCCUAUAGAAAUGA